Solea solea (common sole) is the source of this 2787-nucleotide messenger RNA. It is a transcript of the gene agfg1a, whose product is annotated as ArfGAP with FG repeats 1a. The transcript has 15 exons. Lineage: Eukaryota; Metazoa; Chordata; Actinopteri; Pleuronectiformes; Soleidae. Gene Ontology annotation, molecular function: GTPase activator activity. The record is from RefSeq and is a predicted model, not a curated record. Bases 202 to 2040 code for a protein of 612 amino acids.
AAGCUCUAGUUCCGUUAGACAACGUGAUCCAACGCCUCAAACUCCUUGUUCUUGGAGAAGCGAGGCCGCCGAGAUAACAGAGCGACCUGCCUUUUCCCUCCGUAGAGCAGGUCGGCAACCGUUUAAAAGGCGCAGCCUUUGUUUAAGUCCUAGGUGACCCCUUUCUAUCCCGUUUUCUUUCCCCGCUGUAUUUUGAUCACCAUGGCGGCGAGUGCAAAACGAAAACAAGAUGAGAAACACCUGAAGAUGCUGAGAGAAAUGACGAGUUUGGCUCCCAACAGAAGGUGCUUUGACUGCGACCAGCGCGGCCCGACCUAUGCCAACAUGACUGUGGGCUCCUUCGUGUGCACCUCCUGUUCUGGCAUCCUGCGAGGACUGAAUCCACCCCACAGAGUCAAAUCCAUCUCCAUGACAACCUUUACGCAACAAGAAAUCGAGUUCCUACAGAAACAUGGAAAUGAGGCAUGUAAACCGACGUGGCUUGGCCUUUAUGAUGACAGAACCACCUCAAUACCAGACUUCAGAGAACCACAAAAAGUCAAGGAGUUCCUUCAAGACAAAUACGAGAAGAAGCGAUGGUUUGUCCCCCUUGAGCAAGCCAAGGCAGUGGCAUCAGUCCAUGCUUCCAUCUCUGGCUCCUCAAACAGCAGCACCAGUAGCACCCCAGAGGUUAGACCACUUAAAUCCCUGCUGGGGGAGUCAGCCCCCUCCAUUCACCUCAACAAGAACACCCCGCCGAAUCAGUCUCCAGUGGUGAGCCGUGGACAAACCCAUCAGCAACACCUCCAUGAAAAGAAGUUUGACCUCCUCAGUGACUUGGGUGGAGACAUCUUUGCUGCCCCGCACACUGUCAAUGCAGGCACCACCUCCAGUUUUGCUAACUUUGCACAUUUCAACAGCCACACAACAGCACAGAAUGCCAACGCAAAUGCAGAUUUUGCAAAUUUUGAUGCAUUUGGGAGCACUUCUGGGUCAUCAGGUGGUUUCUCCUCCGCACCCCAAGCCCCAUUCCAACUCUCAAAUACAGCGUUCACUGUACUUUCAUCCAGCCGCAGUGUGGGUGAGUUUGCUGCUGCUCUGCCUCUCCAGGGUGCUCACAGUAGCGCCUCAGGGGGACUAGCAAAUACCAGUUUUGCAAAUUUUGACACCUUCCCCAAAUCGUGUAGUGCUGACUUUGGAGCCUUCAGUUCCUCCUCCCAGAGUAACUCCACAGGAGCUGGUAGAGAUGCUGUACAGAGUACUAGCAUCCCUCCUGAUAGAUACGCCUCCCUGGCUGACCUGGAUAACAUGUUUAGCUCUGCCAAAACAGAGCAAGGAGGUAUCCCAGGGGUGACAAGCUCAGCCACUGCAACUGGAGUGGGUGGUUUGCCUCAGAAACCCCCAGCAAUGUCUGCUGGGGGGGAUCGCUAUGCUGCUUUAGCUGAGCUUGAUACUGUGUUUAGUUCCUCAGCCCCUGCCACCAGUGUGUAUAAUACUGCCAGCACGUCACAAGGGAGUGUGUUUGGCUCAGAGACUGGGGUGUCAAAAGCACAGACUCAGCAGGUUCUGCCUGGCAUGGUUCAGGGUUUUGGAGCUCAGUCAACCAAUCCAUUUGUGGCUCCUGGCAUGGCCCCUACACCGCCCCCCACCAACCCAUUCCAGAGUAAUGGUAGAGCAGCAUCUGUGGCAGCAGCAGCAGCAGCAGCAGCAGGCGUGAGGGUUCUUCAUGGGCAGGUUUACCCUCCUACCUAUGCAUCAUUUGGCACAGGUUCCAUGAGUAUGCCUGCUGGAUUUGGGAAUACUGCAGGCUUCAACCUUCCCACCAGCUUUAGUGGAACCUUCCAGCAACCCUUUCCAGGCCAGGCUCCUUAUCCUCAGCCUCCUGCCUAUCCCCAGCAACCUAAUGGUGGAGGAUUUCCAGCCUUUGGCCAGACCAAGCCUGCUGUGACUCCUUUUGGUCAGGCAGUGGGUGGACCUAUGGUUUCCAGUAACCCAUUCCUGGGUUCGGGUCCAUCUGCACAGUAUCCCGCAGGAGGCUCUUCAACAAAUCCCUUCUUAUAGCAUUCCGUUCAAUCAGCUGCACUACAGGGUCAACAACUGGCACGCUCGCACUGUUUUGUUUCAAAAAGUAGCUUUAAAAUCACAAUGUUUGUAAGACUUUGUUUUCUUUUUUUUUUUUAUAUUGAGUUUCGUCAACAGUGGAAUAAGGUGAAUAAGUCCUGCUGACACUACCUAAGGCUACAAAACAAAGUGAUGGUGUGUGCAGAGGUUGAUCCCUCCUCUCUAUUUCACCUGUGAACUGGCCUGGCCUUUACUGAGCCACAAUGUAUAAUCAAACUGGCUGAAAACUUAAGUUAUUGCAAAUAGUAUAUUCCAUUCAUUAUACUGCAAUUCUGUACAUUUUUCAUUUAGGAAAUUAGCUCUUUGUGCAUAUCAGUAUUUGUAUCUAAUGCAAGAUUAAGACAGAGACAUUGCUUGGAAAAUCCAAUGGGUACUGCCAGUAACCAUACUUGUAAAGAAUCCGUUAAUUUCUCACAAAACAAUGCAUAUUCUAUUGUUGAGACAUAGAAGAGGAGGAAUGAUGCAUCAUGGAAAAUUGACUUGUUUCUCUGCCAUCCCCUACCUGACUGAUGGAGGGCCCUCGUCACAGUGCUUCUCAAUUGUAGUUAACCAUGUCCAUAUGUUGGUAACAAGAAUGGAAGAUGAACUGAAAACCACUUGCUUUGGGUAUAAAAAAUUUAAGUUAAUGUGUAAAUAUAUAUAUUAUAUAUAUACAGUAUAUAUAUUAAAAUGAAUUUUAAGUAAGAA